This is a messenger RNA of Homo sapiens (human), 1142 nucleotides long. RefSeq names its product spermatogenesis associated 4 (gene SPATA4). Lineage: Eukaryota; Metazoa; Chordata; Mammalia; Primates; Hominidae. The coding region runs from base 24 to 941 and encodes 305 amino acids. The transcript is spliced from 6 exons. The record is from RefSeq and is marked validated. Gene Ontology annotation, cellular component: nucleus; cytoplasm.
GCCGCAGCAACCCAGAAAGCGUCAUGGCUGCCGCCGGCCAGGAAAAAGGGUAUUUGACACAGACUGCGGCAGCCCUAGACAAGUCACCGUCACUUUCGCCACAGCUAGCAGCUCCCAUCCGAGGGAGGCCUAAGAAGUGUCUGGUCUAUCCGCAUGCGCCGAAGAGCUCCCGCUUGUCUCGUUCCGUUCUGCGUUGGCUUCAGGGUCUGGAUCUCAGCUUCUUCCCCAGGAACAUCAACAGAGAUUUUUCAAAUGGCUUCCUAAUUGCAGAAAUAUUCUGUAUAUAUUACCCCUGGGAACUUGAAUUAUCAUCCUUUGAAAACGGGACCUCUUUAAAAGUCAAGUUGGAUAACUGGGCACAGUUGGAGAAGUUCCUGGCAAGAAAAAAAUUUAAAUUACCUAAAGAACUAAUCCAUGGAACAAUUCAUUGUAAAGCUGGAGUGCCUGAAAUAUUGAUAGAAGAGGUUUACACUUUAUUAACACAUCGAGAAAUUAAAAGUAUCCAGGAUGACUUUGUGAAUUUCACGGACUAUAGCUACCAGAUGCGUUUACCCCUGGUUUCCAGGUCUACAGUUUCGAAGUCUAUUAAAGAUAACAUUAGGUUAUCAGAAUUACUAAGCAAUCCCAACAUGCUGACCAAUGAACUUAAAGCGGAGUUCCUCAUCCUUUUACAUAUGUUGCAAAGAAAAUUAGGCAGAAAAUUGAAUCCAGAAUGGUUUGAUGUGAAACCAACAGUGGGAGAAGUUACUCUCAAUCACCUUCCUGCCCAAGCCUCUGGGCGCAGAUAUAAUUUAAAAGUUAAAAGAGGAAGAGUUGUCCCUGUUUUACCAAAUAUAGGUAGUGGUGGCAGUUCACAUAGAGAAAUACAUGUGAAGCAAGCUGGACAACAUUCUUAUUACUCUGCUAUGAAACCUAUCAGAAACAUGGACAAGAAACCUUGAAAAGCACCUGUCAAAUGGCUUUGAAGAAGUGAUGCCACCAUCUCUAGCCAUAAUAAAGAAACAGAAUCACCUAGUAUUGGAUGUAUUUCAAUAAUAAAUAGAGUGGUGUCUUUUCCAUAAUUGUGUUAAAGAACAUUUCUUUUCCAUUCAAUUUGUUUAUUAAACUCCUAUGCCAGGCAUUGUUGAAAAUACAAAAUUAAA